AUUCUUUAGGUACAACAGCUUAGAGCUUGAAGUACAAAAAUAUAUUGCUGCUGUCAGCCUUAGCCUAUACAGUAUCUUUUUAUUUUUUUCUAUAUAUAUACACAGAAGAGAAGAGCUAAAGAGAGAGAAAAGCGCGCGUCUAGAGAGAGAAAGUGAGAGAGACGCUUGGUGACUCUACCAGUCUCUUGUGGCUGAUACUAUAUCUGCUUGAAGGGGUUUUGAAUCCCUACUGAUGCUUUCAGAUCAAGAUUGUGCUAGACAUCCCAAGUACGAAUCAAAUGCCAUCACUAAGAAUGAAGACAAAGCUAGCCACAUCCAGUUCGAAAGAAAAAAAUGGUCUCCAUGUCUGUCCAAAUUCUAGUGUCAUAUCCAAGAGUUCUCUCUCUCGAACCAGAAGUGUGCAGAAUGCAGACGAAGUUGCAGAUCUGAUUCAUAAUACUCAUGAUGUUCCUAGCUACUACAAAGUCCAUCCACACCAAGUCGGAAGAAAUGGUGAUCAUGCUAAUGAUUUGGUAGAUGACCUGCUUGAAAAGCAACAGCCACCUGUUACUGAUUCUGCAAACCUUGAUACAACGGUUUUGGAAUCGGUGCAGGAGUCUACAGUAGUUAUCUGCAAACCAAGUUCAGGGACAAUCUUUUCACCUAGUGUGGAGCCUGUUAGUGGUGCGCACAGUGAGUCUGAUAUACCAAGUGAUGGAGCAAGCAAUGAUUUUUAUGUACCCCAAUUGGAGACUGAAGAUAGUGAUAGCAGCAGAAGUUCGUGUGAACAUCAGACGUGCAAUGUUUCAGAUUUCUACAUCUCCGAUAUGAUUGUUUCUUGUUUGGCCGUCGAGGGUGAAACCAUCUAUGAUGACAGUUUGACUGACAGAUUCUUGGCUGAUUACAAGUGUGAAGAACCAAAUAUUUUUAAUAAUGUUGAUGAGGAAUACUUGCUGUUGCCUUUCCUUGAAGACACUGCAGCAGCUAGCUAUAGUCAAGAGUGCAGAACGUCUAGUGAAGAAACUGCUGUUCAGUCGGAUGAUUCGAGCUUAUACAUGGCAAUUCACCAGCUUAGAUCAUCUGAACAAUCUGAUGCUUUCACAUAUUUAGAAUCUGAUCAAGCAGAAUGCUUUGACCCACAUAUUUUCAUAAGAAAUUUGCCAGACAUAUUAGAGAGGCCAAAUAUUUUGCCAAACGAAUCAGAAACAUGCAAACCGAUCACCCUAGUACUUGACCUAGAUGAAACACUUGUUCAUUCUACACUGGAGCACUGUGACGAUGCAGACUUCACAUUUCCUGUUUUCUUCAGCAUGAAAGAACACAUUGUCUAUGUGAAACAGCGGCCUCACCUCCGGACAUUCUUGGAGAGAGUUGCAGAGAUGUUUGACAUUGUAAUUUUUACUGCUAGUCAGAGCAUAUAUGCGAAGCAACUGUUGGAUAUUCUGGAUCCAGAUGGAAAGAUUAUCUCAAGGCGAGCAUAUCGUGAAUCAUGCAUCUUCUCUGAUGGAAGUUAUACAAAGGAUUUAACGGUAUUAGGUGUUGAUCUGGCAAAAGUUGUAAUCGUAGAUAAUUCCCCACAGGUUUUCAGAUUGCAAGUGAAUAAUGGGAUUCCUAUUAAGAGUUGGUUUGAUGAUCCUUCAGACUCUGCACUAAUUUCUUUACUUCCAUUCCUAGAGACACUGGCUGAUGCUGAUGAUGUCCGACCUAUUAUUGCUAAGAAAUUCGGUAACAAGGAAUAAGAGGCCCUUGUUUCUUCCUAGUAGUUCCUCUAACACCUCCUCUCUUCUCAUUUAAACAAAUUUAUCCUUCAUUUACAUGCUCAUUGUUCUAUCCUCAUUGAGCCUUGAUAUAAUUGGGGUGUGCAAUAAAAAUACUAGUCCUUUUCUGGUUGAGUCAGUUUUUUUGUGCGCAGUCCUUUUCUUGUUUCCACCAUGUUGACAACUUUCUUCAGUCCAUUGCUUACUAAUUUGUUUCAAAUAUAGUUGCAAGAAGUUCUCCUUGUGUGCACUGUACAGUUAUAUUUGCCUAGUUAUUUACAAGCUUGUGUAUAUGGAUUGAUCUAUUGUGAAAUAAAUCGUGAUUUCAUGUUUCAUUAUCAUAGCAUAAAGCUGUCCGUUGGACUAAAUUAUACCUGUUCAUUGUAUAGCCUUUGCACAAUCUAGUGUACUUAUCAAUUUUGCAGUAACAUAAGUUCCCAAUCAAAGGCUAAUUGGCCAAAAACAUCAGGGUUGGCUGUCGAAAUAGGUUUAGAAGAUAUUUGGAUCAUCAUUAGAUGAUUCUUUGAAGACCACCAACUUUUAGAAGUAAAAAAUAAAAUAGCAUGGACAUGCAAGCACUUGCUUGUUUCUUCAUGUAGACUUGUACUGGCUGUUCUGAUCUCCUUCUAUUUCAGAACGCUACCUGUUAUAGGUGCUAAACAUAGUCGAAAAUCCGUCAAACUCACCUCAAAGCCUAAGUAUAAAAACUUAGGUCCGGAGGAUACUACCUAAUCAUUUUGCUUAUUGAUGAAUUCGACUAGUAAGAUUGACUGCCUACUAUUUAUCAGGAAAUGAGAACAGUUGUCUGAAGUUAUAGUCAUUAAGUUAAGAAAUUGAUCAGUUAAAAUGUCAAAGAGGUUCUUGCUAACAUUUCACCGAGAGAAUUGAUUGCUUCGGAGUUGAAACUUGAAAGUAAUAAGCUAAUAAUAGUAUAGUUCCACCACUUAUUUACAACAGGGAAACCAUUUUUAGUGAUUCAUACUACUAAGGGCUAAUUAGAGAUGUAUCACCAGAAUGCUUUGAAUAGUGGUAGAUUGCCUUUCUUGGUGUCUGAUACUGCUGAAAAGAUUGGAGUGACGACUAACUGUAAAUUGUACCAGAGUAGAGACUAGAUAUAUGUGCAAGGGUCGUGGAAUUUCCGUUCUCUAUCAAGUUGAACUUUUUUAGCUCUACUUCAACUCUUUCUCUAUAAUUUCUUCUUGCACGGUGUAAUAACUGUCAGUCUUUGACUGGAAAAUCCCUCUGCUUUGAAAAAUCCCAAACAAAACUAAAAGAAAAAAAGGAAAAGAACGCUCAAGGUGAUACCUUAUAAAAAAAAAGUAAACUCUAGGGGAUAAAAGUAAGAAUAACUGACCUAUAUAAUCUUCUUAUUAUAGUGAAAUUGAAAUCUACAGACAUUCUGUUUAAGUUUACUUUACCUUCCAUUUUAUGAACUCUCUCAUUUUACAUGCUUGGUUAACAAUUCCUCGUGAUUUGAACUUCAUGCUGUUGCUUAUUCCUUUGGUUUUGAUUUCAUGUUAGUGAAUCUCGUAAGCUAUGCUUCUGCAUUUGUUUGCUUAAUAUUUAAAAAAAACGAAGAAUAAUGCUUUUCAAGGAUCUUCAGUUAUUGCUAGUUCAAAAAAUAAGUUCAUACAACUGUUUUCAUACUUGAUAUGAUGAAUACCUAGAAUAUUCUAGAGAGCCUUCUUUUUGAGUGGAUUAUUUUGGUGAGGUAAUGUCUUGCCCGUGCGAUUCAUGUUAUUUCAGAUAGUUUUGAAGAAUAGUAAUGUUGGCAUUUCUACAACAGUUUAUAAGUUUGAAUUGUGUCAAUCUGCUGAUAUAGUUGACAGAUCAUUGCUACUGAGCGUACACUAUAUCAUUCUUUUGGAUUAAUAGCUGAGCUAAAGUACUUGAUCAUUGGUGAUUAGCCUUUUGCUAAAGUUAGAAUUUUAUGUAGAUUUAGGUCAUUAGACUUCAAUGAGGAUGACACUUUCUGCCUGCUUGGUAGCUCAAUCUGUACAUACUAGUAGUUUUUGGGUGCAAAGGAAUAUUGUGCAAAAGGACUGCAGUUUGACUAGGAGGUACGGAGUUUACGAUUUUAUGCAUGACCGGAUAUUAUGAUUAAUCUGUAGUCCUUCCCUGGGAUGUGAGUCAAUAUGGCAAGUUUGGGAUAGUAACCAUGGCUGGAAUCUUUAGGAUGGAAUAUGAAUUAGCCUUGUGAAAACAUGUCAGAUGAUGGAGUGCAUCAUUGUGGGGGUCAGUGUGGGGGUCAGUGUGUAGUUCCGAGAAUUUGUUUGUUAGGUAUAUAAUUGCAGGAUGUUCCUUGGUAUACCUGCUUCCCAUCCUUCUAGUAUUCUCGCCCAUUCGGAUCAUGAUAUUAUGGACUUGCUUUUCGAUCAAAAUGAUUUCAUAACCACAAAAAAAAAAGCCUCUUUCCUUUGAACAUGAUGCUUGAUAUUGACAUGAGGGUUCUAUUUCCCGAUAUUGAAUAGUUUAGGCAAUUAAAUUCUGCAAGAAUGGGUGUUUUCUAGGUGGUGACAAGGUGGUAGGGGAAGCUGCAAACACUAGAUGAUGUCUAAUGGUGAUGUAGAGGUUGGGACUAGACUACCAAUUGGAUGUUUCCCAGUCGAACCCUCUGUGCGGAUACUGAGAAGUUUGCAUGAUUUGGGUAGCUCAUGGUCCAGCUUACCAUUAUAUUUUUUUCAUUGAUAUCUGUGCUUGUAAAAUUUCAUUACCCUUUCCAAUCUGAAUCUGUUAUCUGCAGGUCAUAUGGAGAUAACUAGUGUUUUGGCCACGAAGUGGACUAAUCUUAGGUAUGCAGUAUUGAUUUGUUUAAUGUUUUCUCAGGGUCACGACAGAAACUAACUACCUUUUGUUUUAUUUUGUCGAGACAAACUAACUACUGCUGACAAUAUCAGGUUUUCAUUUCCAAAAUCAGGUUGUUUUCUCUUAUUAUUUUUUUCCCUUCAUCAUUGAAGUGUCAGGAUGACUCAAAACUGUGCAAGGUAUUUUCUUAGGGCAGGAUCUGUAAUAAGAGAUGUCAUAUCUUAUCCCUUUCUGUAUAGCAUAUCACUGCAGCAUAGAUCAACUAGCAUUGCCCUCGUUUUUGUUUGUCAUUUCUUUGAUGCUCUUUUAACUUCGCGGCAUGAAUAGUAUUUGUUCAACGGUUCAACCAAGGAAAAACUGUAAAUGAGUGCCUUUUCUUUUUUCCCUUUUCUUCCUUUUUUUAAACGAGAAAAGUGUAUAAACAAAAAUCUAUUUCUUCCCUUUAUAUGUAGAGGAUUUUUGAGUUUUUCCGCA
Messenger RNA from Solanum pennellii, 5015 nucleotides. Its product is annotated as CTD small phosphatase-like protein 2. The coding region runs from base 279 to 1718 and encodes 479 amino acids. The transcript has 7 exons. Gene Ontology annotation, molecular function: phosphoprotein phosphatase activity. The record is from RefSeq and is a predicted model, not a curated record. Lineage: Eukaryota; Viridiplantae; Streptophyta; Magnoliopsida; Solanales; Solanaceae.